AUGGUCACUGAAGUGAGGUAUCUUCGUGUGGUUCUUUAUACAGCAGAAAGAGCUUGGAGCCAUGCUAUGGAAAAGAAAACGCUGCCAGAUGGUCCAAAUGCACGUCAGCGUGGCUAUCUGAUUGGUAGGCUGCGAAAAGCAGUCAAAUGGGCUACUUUGUUUCAAGACUUGUGUUCCAUUAAGGGAGAUUCUAGGACAUCUUUGGAAGCAGAGCUCUUGAAAUCCGCUCAGAUGCAGCAUGGAUUGCGGUUUGGCGAUUACGCUCGUUACCGGAGGUACUGUACUGCUCGGCUCAGGAGAUUGUACAAGUCGUUGAAAUUCACGCAUGGCCGUGGUAAAUAUAGUAAAAGGGCGAUUACAGCUUCUAUGGUCACUGAAGUGAGGUAUCUUCAUGUGGUUCUUUAUACAGCAGAAAGAGCUUGGAGCCAUGCUAUGGAAAAGAAAACGCUGCCAGAUGGUCCAAAUGCACGUCAGCGUGGCUAUCUGAUUGGUAGGCUGCGAAAAGCAGUCAAAUGGGCUACUUUGUUUCAAGACUUGUGUUCCAUUAAGGGAGAUUCUAGGACAUCUUUGGAAGCAGAGGUGUGCUGA
Molecule: messenger RNA, 588 nt
Organism: Coffea eugenioides
Lineage: Eukaryota; Viridiplantae; Streptophyta; Magnoliopsida; Gentianales; Rubiaceae
Product: signal recognition particle subunit SRP68-like
Exons: 5
Coding region: 1-588 (195 amino acids)
Biological process (GO): SRP-dependent cotranslational protein targeting to membrane
Cellular component (GO): signal recognition particle, endoplasmic reticulum targeting
Molecular function (GO): endoplasmic reticulum signal sequence receptor activity; signal recognition particle binding; 7S RNA binding
Source: RefSeq, a predicted model, not a curated record